CAAAUCGUCAUAGAAUUUUUAUAUGACAGGUAGGGAUGAGCGUCAAAUUGUAGGGUUAAUUGUAACCCUAACCCCACAUGAGGAUGAAGAUGGAAGGCUGAGAUAACUAACUCGUCCUGGCGCCCUCCAUUGUGGGAGACCGCACACUGGCCAGGCUGUCCGCCACUGGCGAUCCUGCUAAAUUGGGGACGCCGAGGCUCCGUUAAAUUUAGCGCACCUAGGAUAAAAAGCUUAGGCGCUGAUUUUAGGCCAAUAGAGAGCGAGCAUCACACGUUAAUUCAAUCUAGAGAUUAGAAGGCUCUUGGAUUUGGGCAUGGAUUACGAAUUUAGGAGCACGCAAUUGGUCGCAUCGGCCUGAGAAUCCCCGCCGGCGCACGCCCGGGAUUUGACAAAUAUUCGGAAAAAGGAAAGGUGAAAAGCACACAGGGGGGUGUGGAUUUUGCGGCCAUGUGUUGGCUCGUUGGUUGUUUCCAUCAUCAGAUGUACAAUGGAGGGGACUAGGAAAGGAGGGAGUUUGGUUGGUUUGAGAUAGAAUUCAGGUGGAUUGGAAUCCCAAAAGUUUAUGGUACAAUAAAUAAAUAGUAGGUUUUAUGAUGUAUCAGGGCCCAGUGGGUAUUGCGAGUUCAGUCAGAAAUGUGGUCGGGGGGAGAGAUGGAGCCGGAAUUUUUCUGGGCUGGGUGAGGACUUUUCGCAAACAGUUAGCGUGCGUCCUGUUUUGAGCUUGUGCAACCAUUUUAGCAGACAUCUGGCGUGCAUCUAGUUUUGUGGGGUGUUAUUUUAUUGUAUUGUGCGCUUCGAUCAAUGGGUGUGUUGUCCUUCCCUUGCGGUUGCGAUCAAUGACUGGGUGAGGGUACGAAUCCUGUCUGGCUAAUGGCUCAGAGCUCUUGUUCCUGAAUCUGAUCCUUUAAUCCAGGCCUCCACCACUAAGGUACUUGCUGUGCCUAUUGCUCAUUGCAGGCUUGCAGAUAUUUAUAUAAAUUCAUUCUGCUCAGCGAAUCGUCUGACAUCACACUCUGCUCCUGCUUCAUCAUCUUCUGGCAAAAAAUUCUCGCUUUGCAGGUCCUUUUCAAUUUCCAGUACUUGCUGCUUUGCCGCGCCGAGUAUUUCUCUCCAGUACCCACUUCUCUAAUUUGGCUUGUUCCCCUUGCGGCCUUUGUGGUACUGGGAUAUUCCAAGUUGAAAUUGUUUGAGUACAUUGAGUGGCCCUCCGAUGGUGGAGAAAUCUGGCAGAUUGUUCUCAGCCAUGGACUGCCAAGAUCACGAUGUGGAACAAGAUCUAGCAAAGGAAACUUCCAAAUCCUCCUCCGUCCAAGUUAAUGGAAGAAGAUAUGAUCUGAGGCACAGGAACGGAUUCAAAUCACAUGGUCAACCCAACGGUAAAUUAAGGUGCACCCCUAAUGGGAAGGCCAGCGGUACUGUAUCCAUCGAUUCUGUUCAAGAAUGCAAACCCCUUGAUUCAACAUCUUUUGGAUCUUCAAGGAAAAAGCAUAGGAAUAGAGUGAAUGUUACUUGCGAGAACGGAGGUCAUACCAGGAAGUUGGAGAUCGGUGGUGAUUGCACAACACCCAGUUGCAAAGUAAAUGGUGAGGCAAAGGUGGUGGCUGCUACAAGCUUGAUCGAAGAGGCUGAUCAUACAAGUCCAAUCAAAGAGCUCGCAGCAGAUUCUAAAGAAGAUGCUGAAUCUGGUAGUUUUAAUGAUCAAUCUCAGGAUGCAGAUUAUUCAUACAUGCCCGGGCUUAAUGAUGAACUUGCACUUCUUUGUCUUGCGCACACAUCUAGAGCAGAGUAUGGUAAGCUAUUCCUUAUCAAUAAAAAAUAUUCCGCUUUAGCUAGCAGUGGGGAACUAUACAAGAUUAGGAGAAAAGAGAAGAUAGCUGAGCAGUGGGUUUACAUGCUUGCUAGUGGCCAAUUUGAAUGGCGCGCAUUCGAUCCAUUCUCAAGGAGAUGGAGUAGAUUGCCUGAUCUGCCCUCUGAUUCCUGUUUCGCUUCAAGUGACAAGGAAUCUCUUUGUGCAGGCACUCAGCUACUUGUCCUGGGCCGAGAGAUUGAAGGGCUUGUGAUCUGGAGGUAUGAUCUUGUAACCAACAAGUGGUACAAGGGACCGGCAAUGCUUACUCCUAGGUGUCUAUAUGCAUCUGCAAGCUGUGGCAAUUUUGCUUUUGUUGCUGGGGGAAUCAGUGCAACAGGAGAACUUUUGAAUUGUGCAGAGAGGUAUGAUCCUGACAAUCAGAGAUGGGAGCCUCUGCCAAACAUGAAUAAAAAGAGGAAGCUCUGCUCUGGAUGCUACAUGGAUGGCAAAUUUUAUGUUAUUGGAGGGACAGGAGAGCAUGGUGAUCUUGCCUGUGGUGAAGUGUAUGAUUCUGAGAAGAAAUCCUGGGAGCUGAUUGAAAACAUGAAACCCUCAGGAUCUAGGAAUCCCAUUUCUCAGGCACCGCCUCUUGUAGCUGUUGCCAACAAUGAGCUGUAUGCCUUGGAGGCUUCAAUGAACCAACUAAAAGUUUAUAUUAAGAAAGCAAAUAAAUGGAGAGUGCUCGGAGAAGUCCCUGUCAGAGCUGAUUUUAACAGUGGAUGGGGUGUGGCAUUCAAGUCCUUAGGCAACGAGCUGCUUCUGAUUGGAGGAGACAGAGAUGCAUCUCAAAGUAUGUAUGCCUAUGGCAUAUCCAUCUACACUUCCAGACCCGAUCCAAGUGCAUCAGAAGCGGAUUGGCGAUUUCUGACUAGGGUUGGAGGAUCUAUUGGUCCCUUUGUAUUUAAUUGUGCUAUUAUGGCUACAUGAACUUUUUCUUAUUUGGAUGCCAUAAGAUCAACAGGCGGAAGCAAAAAAAGGGAACUCAUAGGAGCUCUUUUAGGCUAAUUGCCUACACAAUAAUGUCUCCAAACCAAUGAUUGUAAACAUGGAUAAAGCUGUAGGUGUAAAUGUAUGUUUUGACAGAUGCAGACUAUACAUGAUCUCAACUAGGGAUUCCGAAGAAUGUACAAGGUCAUCUAUGUUUUUCGUGAAUUACGCUUCUCAAAUUCCAUGGUUGGAACAUUUGCACCUUCAUUUCUUCAACAUCAAUGAUCUGGUUAACCUUUUGAGUAUUUCUCAGCAGCAGUAGACUGCCAACUUCUUUGGUGCUUGACAGUAGAAAAGUUUGUAGCUUACGGAGCAAGGGUAAGGGAGUUUCUCUGAGUUUGAGGUUUUGAAUUUUCUUAUGAUGACAUUUUUUUUGACAGGUAGUCAUCAAGACUUCUGACCAAAGAAUGAUAGAAAAUAGAGGAUAAGCCAAGACGUGGUAAGAUGCUAUUUAAAAUUUGUUGAAUAAUACUUAAAUCCAGUGACUAGGAGUUUUGAAAUUUCUUUUAUUCACAUUAUACCUGUUCAUUGAAUGAUGAAUUGGCUUUCUGUUGGCUUUUCCCCGAA
Messenger RNA from Cryptomeria japonica (Japanese cedar), 3403 nucleotides. Its product is annotated as F-box/kelch-repeat protein At3g27150. The transcript has 2 exons. Gene Ontology annotation, molecular function: protein binding. The record is from RefSeq and is a predicted model, not a curated record. The coding region runs from base 1211 to 2776 and encodes 521 amino acids. NCBI's taxonomy places the organism in Eukaryota, Viridiplantae, Streptophyta, Pinopsida, Cupressales, Cupressaceae.